Periophthalmus magnuspinnatus is the source of this 2265-nucleotide messenger RNA. It is a transcript of the gene gpsm1b, whose product is annotated as G protein signaling modulator 1b. The record is from RefSeq and is a predicted model, not a curated record. The transcript is spliced from 14 exons. The coding region runs from base 250 to 2238 and encodes 662 amino acids. Lineage: Eukaryota; Metazoa; Chordata; Actinopteri; Gobiiformes; Gobiidae. Gene Ontology annotation, molecular function: protein binding; GTPase regulator activity.
AGACUCGAGGGCGGCGCUUGUGCAUAUGCUUCAUUUGCACAACACCUCACUUCCUCGCCAGCUGCCAUUGCUGUGGUGAAAGAGGCGAACGCACGAAUGCGCAAUGGAGAGAGGAAGGAUGGGGGAUUGUCAGUAGCCCCGAGACAACAGAAAAGGCUCUCUGCUUCAUAAGGAAGUGGCCAAGAGGCGAGGAGGCCAUCGGGAGCGCGCGGGGAGGCUGACAGCGGCGGCGGAGGCGGCGGCGCGUCCAUGGCUCAGUCCGCGACUAACGGCGUGGAUCAGGAUGUGGUCAGCAAGAGGCUACACUCAAGGAUGGAGGCGUCGUGUCUGGAGCUGGCCCUGGAGGGAGAGAGACUGUGUAAAUCUGGAGACUUUAAAGGUGGGACAGCUUUUUUCGAAGCCGCUGUGCAGGUGGGGACAGAAGACCUGAAGACUCUAAGUGCCAUUUACAGCCAACUGGGUAAUGCCUACUUUUACCUUAAAGAGUAUGGGAAAGCUCUGGAAUACCACCGACAUGACCUUACUUUAGCAAGGACAAUAGGAGACAGAAUCGGAGAAGCAAAAGCCAGUGGUAACCUUGGAAACACCUUAAAAGUAUUAGGCCGCUUUGACGAGGCUGUGGUUUGUUGCCAGCGACAUUUAGACAUUUCUCAAGAGCAGAGUGACAAGGUGGGAGAGGCCCGAGCGCUGUAUAACAUAGGGAAUGUUUUUCACGCCAAAGGGAAGCAGCAACUGUGGGGCUGCUCCCAGGAGCCAGGGGACCUACCUCCGGACGUCAGAGAGACGUUACAGAAAGCUACGGAUUAUUAUGAGAUGAAUCUGUCUUUGGUUAAAGAACUGGGGGACAGAGCGGCGCAGGGGCGGGCCUACGGGAACCUCGGCAACACUCAAUAUCUGCUUGGAAACUUUGUGGAAGCGAUAAAGUUCCAUCGCCAGCGAUUAUCUAUUGCCAAAGAAUUCGGGGACAAAGCAGCAGAGCGACGGGCCUACAGUAAUCUGGGAAACGCUUUGAUAUUCCUCGGACAGUUCAACUCUGCCACAGAAUACUACAGAAAAACUCUGCAGCUGUCCAGGCAGUUGAGGGACCAAGUGAUGGAGGCUCAGGCGUGUUACAGUCUGGGGAAUACUUAUACUCUACUGCAGCAAUACCAAAAGGCCAUAGAGUAUCAUCUAAAACACCUGUACAUCGCCCAAGAGCUCACAGACAGAGUUGGUGAAGGUCGAGCUUGUUGGAGUUUGGGAAAUGCCUACGUGUCUUUGGGAAACCACAAACAAGCUCUGCACUUUGCCCGAAAGCACCUGGAUAUAUCAAAAGAGAUUGGAGACAGAAAUGGAGAACUGACAGCCAGAAUGAACGUGGAGCAGCUGAUGGAGGUGCUGGGCGUCAGCGAGAGUGACCUUUCACCUUCAAGUUCAGAGUUCGAGAUGCAAGGAGCGAGGCCCAAACUAAGCAAGAGAAACAGCAUGGAUAGUGUCGAACUGUGGAAAUUAUCAAAUAAGGACGGAGAGAACCAGUACGUCGAGAGCAUCCCGAGGAGAUCCAAAAGUCAGCAGUCCCAGGCCAGUAAAAGGAAAGGCUACGCCGACAGUCAGUCCUCAGACGAACGACUGUGGCUCGACUCUCCGGUAGAGACGGAUGACAUCACUGUGCAAGUCCCGCCCCCACUGCCAAAACUGGGCCGCGACCCCUCUGAUGAAGACUGCUUUUUUGACCUUCUCAGUAAGUUCCAGAGCAGUCGCAUGGAUGACCAGCGCUGCAAUUUAGACAGUCCAGACAACGGAGACAACAGAGACAGUUCUGGUUCGAUGCCUUCGCUCAGUGAGAUGUUGGAUCCUUCAAUUACCACAUCGCCCCAGACGGAGGAGCUGUUUGAUUUGAUUGAAAGCUCCCAAAGUCGUCGUCUGGAUGAUCAGAGGGUUAAUGUUGGGAAUCUUCCAGGUUUGAGGAUUACUCAGAACAAUCUGGGUCACUUAGUGGGUGAGGGGGACCACCAAGAGCCCAGCGAUGACUUUUUCAACAUGCUUAUUAAGUGCCAAUCUUCAAGGAUAGAUGACCAGCGUUGUUCCCCACCAGAAGGGGGCCCCCACGCGCCCACAGUGCCUGAUGAGGACUUCUUCAGUCUGAUCCAGAGGGUGCAAGCCAAACGUAUGGACGAGCAGCGAGUCCACCUGCCGUCAGAGGAGCAGGACGACUCGGACUCUGCAGAGCUCGAACCGCCAGGAGGUGUUUCCAGCUAAAACAUGGUGCUGAAUGUGGUACAUAAA